This is a messenger RNA of Colletotrichum acutatum, 1586 nucleotides long. Its product is annotated as aminotransferase class I and II. The transcript has 5 exons. Lineage: Eukaryota; Fungi; Ascomycota; Sordariomycetes; Glomerellales; Glomerellaceae. Bases 127 to 1407 code for a protein of 426 amino acids. Gene Ontology annotation, cellular component: mitochondrion. The record is from RefSeq and is a predicted model, not a curated record. Gene Ontology annotation, biological process: L-aspartate catabolic process; biosynthetic process. Gene Ontology annotation, molecular function: L-aspartate:2-oxoglutarate transaminase activity; pyridoxal phosphate binding.
CAGCCAAAGCUACGUCUUUUCUCCUUCUCUUCCUUCCCCUCUCAACCACAUCUCUCUUCUUCCUCCUCUUCUUCUUCCAUUCACAUCUCUUUUUUCUUCCAUCCCCGAAAGAGAAAGAUAAUCACGAUGCUGUCCUCCACCAGAAUCGCAACCCGGCAAGCUGCCGCUCGCCGCAUGGGCGCUCUGCCCGUCACGGCCGCGAGAGCCGGUUCUACCUGGGCCAACGUCCCUCAAGGUCCUCCUGAUGCCAUUCUCGGCAUCACGGAAGCCUUCAAGGCCGACAAGUUUGAACAGAAGAUCAACCUCGGUGUCGGUGCCUACCGUGACGACCAGGGCAAGCCCUACGUCCUCCCCUCCGUCCGCGCCGCCGAGGAGAAGGUCAUCGCCGCCAAGCUGAACAAGGAGUACGCCGGCAUCACCGGUGUCCCCGAGUUCACCAAGUCCGCCGCCGUCCUCGCCUACGGCGCCGACUCCUCGGCCCUCGACCGCCUCGCCAUCACCCAGUCCAUCUCCGGCACUGGUGCCCUGCGCAUCGGAGGCGCCUUCCUCGCCCGCUUCUUCCCCGGCGCCAAGAACAUCUACAUCCCCACCCCCUCGUGGGCCAACCACGGCGCCGUCUUCAGCGACUCGGGCCUCACCGUCAACAAGUACCGCUACUACGACCCCAAGACCAUCGGCCUCGACUUUGAGGGCAUGGUCGCCGACAUCAAGGCCGCCCCCAAGGGCUCCAUCUUCCUCUUCCACGCCUGCGCCCACAACCCCACCGGUGUCGACCCUACCCCCGAGCAGUGGCGCGAGAUCUCCGACGUCGUCAAGGCCCAGGGCCACUACUCCUUCUUCGACAUGGCCUACCAGGGCUUCGCCUCGGGUAACACUGACACUGAUGCCUUCGCCGUCCGCCACUUCGUCAAGGAGGGCCACAACAUCUGCCUCGCCCAGUCCUUCGCCAAGAACAUGGGUCUCUACGGCGAGCGUGUCGGUGCCUUCUCCAUCGUCGCAAAGGACGCCGAGGAGCGCAAGCGCAUCGACUCCCAGGUCAAGAUUCUCGUCCGCCCUCUGUACUCCAACCCUCCCGUCCACGGCGCCCGCAUCGCCUCCACCAUCCUCAACGACGCCGCCCUGAACCAGCAGUGGCUCGGUGAGGUCAAGGGCAUGGCUGACCGCAUCAUCACCAUGCGCGCCCUCCUCAAGGAGAACCUCGAGAAGCUCGGCUCCGCCCACGACUGGUCCCACAUCACCAGCCAGAUCGGCAUGUUCGCCUACACUGGCCUGACCAAGGAGCAGAUGGACGCCCUCGCCAACGACCACUCCGUCUACGCCACCAAGGACGGUCGUAUCUCCGUCGCCGGUAUCACCAGCGGCAACGUCGGCCGCCUCGCCGAGUCUAUCUACAAGGUCAAAGGUUAAAUCUUGCCAUUGUGAAUGUUUUUGUGAUUUAUCCCCAUGCGAGUCUCAGUUUAGAACGCUCUCAGCUAGCUUGCAUUUCUCCAAGAGAUAUCACGAGGUCUGUUGAAAGGGUAGUUGGUUUUCUAUAAAAAGGGGGGAUUUGUACAACCAAAAGGGGGAGAGGUCUUCUCUUUUGCGCA